AUGGUUAAGGACUUUUUUGUUUUUCAGGGUCAAAAAGGAGAACGUGGUUCACCAGGAAACAACGCAGGAGGUGUAAUUAAGUUUAGCGAUACCGCUGAGAAAUGUACCGCAAGCAUCGCCGGCACUGUAAGCUACAAUAGUUCCCAGAAAUCCUUGCAACUCUGUGAUGGAAGUGUUUGGCUUCCAGUGCUGACUGUUGGAAAAGGUUACACGAAGGAUAGACCCGGCCGCCAUUGCUUGGAUAUUUUAAAUUCUGGUGAGCUGAAACUGUGAUAAAUAAAAAGAAUCCAUAAGAGACUGAGGAGAUAGUUGUAGAGAUUGCUGAGAAGUAGCUGGCCUGCAAUGCAGGCCUAUAUAUUGGGGGCCAGUGAAAGCUGCUUUAUAAAGUUUGCAAUGCCGCAGCCGCCAUCUUUCUUAAAUAUGCCUACUAAAGUCCAUCAUAUCAAUCAUAAUAUAUAAACAAUCAUGUAAAAUAAUAUUCACUUUUCAGUAUAUUUAUUAUCAGGCCAAAGUCAUGGCAGUGGGCUUUACUGGAUUGAUCCAAACGGUGGCUCGACAGCUGACUCAUUCCAAGCGUUUUGCGACAUGGAAACUGAGCGUGGAGGUUGGACCCUAGUUGCCGCAAAGGUCUCCCCAGGCUUCCUCUUCAUCAAAACUGUUUUCUCGGCAGUGGCCGCUGCAACUAAGAAAGCAGAUGCCGGGAGUCACAUACACCCAAGCAUGGGGGACUGGAAAGAGGUUAUGUUCCGCUUUGCUGACGUUGAUACCAUCCGAGUCAUUUACAACAGAAAGGCGGGCGCACCAAACAAAGACAAGGAGGAAUUCGACAAGUUCUUGAUGGGGAAGUCUAUGAAUUUGAGAAAGCCUGUGAAUGGAUUUUACAAGUACAGUCCAGCAGAUAAGAAAAGAAAUCCCAGCGUGGGUUUUGCCACCAUAUCCUCUUUCCACUUCUGGUCAAACCGUGGGUUCUCAGAAGAUCACGGUGGCACGGAUAAGUGGCUUGACAUUUGGAGUACUGGUGAUGGCUCAAACAACUACAUCUACAGCGAUGACAGCAGGGCGCAGGGCACCAAAUGUAUCGCGGGCUACUGUUAUCUGAACAAGCCAAUCUGGGUGAUGGUGCGUUAG
Porites evermanni is the source of this 1128-nucleotide messenger RNA. NCBI's taxonomy places the organism in Eukaryota, Metazoa, Cnidaria, Anthozoa, Scleractinia, Poritidae. The record is from the annotation of a GenBank genome assembly.